AUGCUUUCCAUCAAUAUUCCAAAGCAUACUACGCCCGAUCAGUAUGAAUUAGGCGAAGUUCCCUCCCUUACUGUGGAACACCCGACCGACAUCUUAAUCAAAGUCCAUGCCGCGAGUAUCAACCCGAUCGACGUCAAGAAAGCGGCAGGAGCAACCAAAGCUGUUCUUAAGGACAGCUUUCCUUACAAAAUCGGCUAUGAUUGCACCGGCACAGUCCUGAAGACUGGAUCCCAGGUAAAGCGUUUCAAAGCUGGCGAUGAAGUUUUUGUUCGAUUGCCAGAAUGUCAUCGGGGAUCUUGGAGUGAGCUGGCGAGAUCAACGGAAGACUUUGUUGCAUUGAAACCGAACACUAUCUCAAUGGAAGAGGCCGCCUCUAUUCCUUUGGCGUGUAUGACGGCACUGCAGGCGCUUCGGGGUUACGAAGGGAAUCUUGAAGGAAAAACUGUCUUCAUACCUGCUGGUCUGGGUGGAACUGGUAUAUUCGCAUGCCAGCUAGCGAAGAAUAUUUUCAGAGCUGGCAAAGUAAUCACCACGGUCUCUACCAGCAAGGUGCCCCAGGUCAACAAGCUCUUGGGUGAAGGGAUUGUUGAUGAGAUCAUCGACUACAAAAAGGCAGAUCCCAAGAAUGUAAUUCCUCCGCGAUCUGUUGAUUUCAUUUUUGACACCACAGGGAGUGCGAUGGAGUAUCUAUCAUUGGUGCGCCCAAAGGGAGCCAUCGUUACGGUUUCCAUACUCACCUCUGGGGAUGUGCUCCAAAACUCUAGCGUUAUGCGACGAUCGCCAGACAAGCAAGACAAGGCAAUCGUGCCAUUCCCUAUCCGUAUUGCCCUAAAUGUGAUGGAUCGGAUCCGAAGGGCGCGUGCAUCUCGCUACGGGGUCAAGUAUUCGUCUAUCUUCUUGGAACCCAACGCGGCCGAUUUAAAUUCCAUCAGAGAAUGGGUGGAAACAGGAAUGGUGAAAACGAUUGUGGGAACAAAAGCCCACUUCAAGAACAUUGAAGCGGUCAGAAAUGCAUGUCAAGUGGUAUAUGAUGGGAAAGGAGGUAUUGGAAAAUCCGUGAUUGUGUUCGUCUGA
Messenger RNA from Penicillium cataractarum, 1074 nucleotides. Its product is annotated as NADP-dependent oxidoreductase. The transcript is spliced from 4 exons. Gene Ontology annotation, cellular component: mitochondrion. The record is from RefSeq and is a predicted model, not a curated record. NCBI's taxonomy places the organism in Eukaryota, Fungi, Ascomycota, Eurotiomycetes, Eurotiales, Aspergillaceae. Bases 1 to 1074 code for a protein of 357 amino acids. Gene Ontology annotation, molecular function: oxidoreductase activity.